This is a messenger RNA of Coccidioides immitis RS, 531 nucleotides long. RefSeq lists its product as uncharacterized. The record is from RefSeq and is a predicted model, not a curated record. NCBI's taxonomy places the organism in Eukaryota, Fungi, Ascomycota, Eurotiomycetes, Onygenales, Onygenaceae. The transcript has 3 exons. Bases 1 to 531 code for a protein of 176 amino acids.
AUGUGCUCUGCCUCAGAGUUUUGCCGUCAAACCCAAACCUCCAAAGUCAAAAGAGGGCGACAAAGGGGUAACAAGCAAGCCACGCUGCAAAUAACCAAAUACUCCGAAAGUCCGUCCGUUCCUGAGGCUUUUUGGAACUUCCCCGCAAACGGAUCGGAGGGCUUCCAAAUACGGAGUACGGACAUACUUAACUACUACGUCCUACAUCCCAUGCUUGUGGCUGAAUGGAUAGCCAAUUUGCAAGAAUUUAACUGGACUUUUCUCCGCACUCUGAUGCCCUCAAGGCUGAGAGUUUCAUUGAGCCGCAGACGGGAAGACGAAUUGUCGACGGACUGGGCGCAAAAAGAGGCAACGCAAAAAUCCAAUCAGGCUGCAUUGGUUAUCUCCAAUUGCCGCUCCGUACGGAGAACUUACGGGAGUUUAUUCCACCACAACCGGAGAGGACGCAGGAUGCAGUGCAUUGCUUUCGUCAUGAGACACACUUUGUACACCCAUACAGACAUGGAUGAAUACGGAGAGAAGUGCUUCUAG